This is a messenger RNA of Condylostylus longicornis, 566 nucleotides long. RefSeq names its product protein LLP homolog. The coding region runs from base 96 to 530 and encodes 144 amino acids. Gene Ontology annotation, biological process: dendrite extension. Gene Ontology annotation, molecular function: RNA binding. Gene Ontology annotation, cellular component: nucleolus. The transcript has a single exon. Lineage: Eukaryota; Metazoa; Arthropoda; Insecta; Diptera; Dolichopodidae. The record is from RefSeq and is a predicted model, not a curated record.
UUCUGCAACACAAGUGAAUUAAGGAAGAAUACCACAUUUUUUUCCAAAGCAAUUUUCAACAUUUUUUGUUUUAAACGUGAAAAUAAUACAGUAAAAUGGGUCGAACAAAUAGGUCUAGAAAACGCAGGGACGAAAUGAAUAGAAUUAAGAGAGAAAGAUAUGCAAAAAAGGAACUAAUUAGAUUAAAGAAAACACUUGGUAUAAUUGAUCAAGGUGAUGAGAUUAUGAAAGAAGUAGAAGAAAUUGCAAUUAUCAAAAGUGCGAAAGAAAUAAAAAAUGCAAAGAAAAAUGAAGAUAAAUUGUUACGACUUGAAUUAGAUGAAGAACAUAGCAAAGGAGAAAUUGUAGAAGUUACGAAUGAAAAAACAGGAAAAGUACAAAAGUUUAAUACCAAAACUAUGAAAGAUCAAAAUGGUAAAUUUCCGACAUGGUACAAACCGAGAAAAACUCCAAAAAAAAUACGCAAAAUGGAUCACGCUAGGAAGCUAAAGUUUAAGCAGCAAUGGACAACUACGAACGUUCCACUAUGAAAAUUUCAAAUAUAAUUUAAAACAAGAUAUACCGGA